UUUUUGUGAGUGUAGUCACAUGAUCAAAUCGGAGGGAAAAGCUGGCAGCCAUUUGCCUGUUCUCUAAAAAACGAGUCCAAGUUCACUCUAGUGCACUGGCAGGUUAAAAGAGGAGAGACUGAAGUGAAAGAGAAAGGGACUCCAUUCCAUAAAUUGAUCCUGAUUUAUACUGUAGGAUUAACUGCUAUUUGAAUUCUCGUCUGCAUGUUUUUCAUUAUGGACUGAAAAGCAUUGCUACAUUAUUAAAAGAAGUGAACUGUGAACUAUCUUAUUUAUGAUGUCUUGUUUAUUGGGAUACAACACAGCCAUAACCAUCCGGUUUACAGUAUUAUAGACUAUUUUAACAGAAUUAUUCUUUAACUACAUGUACUUUCACAUGUAAAACUUCAUACACUAGAAUAUCAAAAUUGGCAACACGUUCAUUGUCUAAUGUUGUGAAACGUUGGCCUAUGGUUGAAAAGUUUUUUUGCAUAUCUUGUGUUUGAAUUUAUCUGUGUUUCAGUGUUAAUUUUAACGUCUAAGGUUGAUAAACUUUUGGAACUAGCUUUAUUUUUUUCAUAUUUCACAAGAAAUAAACUUGGAACGAUUUGAACAAAAAGGUUUUAACAUUAUAUACAGUAACAAAAUGGCAACAGGUUUAUUGUCUUCGGUUCCAAAAUGUUUGCGUAUGGUUGAAGACUUUUCUUGCACACGUUGUUUAGAGCAGAAUCUUACGGAAUCUGCAGACAUUUAUUGUGAAAAAUGUGAAGGGUUUUAUUGUAAAAAAUGUGUUAUCCUGCAUAGUCAAUUUUUUACAAAACAUAUGACAUGUGGAAGGGAGGAUAUUAAGAAAUGGCCAGUUUCUAAGGCAGUGGAAGAUUUUCUCAGGAAGUGUGAGGUGCAUGAGGAUGAAACACUGACACAGUUUUGCCAUUACCACAGUCAGCUGUGCUGCUCUGCAUGUGUUGGAACAAUUCACAGCCAGUGCAGUAAAGUGACCCAGAUUUCGGAGCUGACCAACUCGCAGCCCACUGGCCUGGAGGGGAUGUCAGUGGAGCUGGAAACUGUCCUGGGGGAAAUUAAAACCCUGCAGAUCAGACAGAAGGCCAGCAUUCAGUCAUUGCAGAAAACAUACAAGGAACAUAGUGCAGUUAUGAUAGAGCAAAUGCGUGGCAAUUUAAAUACUUAUAUAGAUGAAUGUGAUAAUAGUUCUGUGGGUACAUCAGGCGGAAAUGAACAAUAUUUAAAAGAAGAGAUGUGUAGGAGUGUUCUCUCUAUCGUGAAUGAAUUUGAUAAUAUUACUGCGAAGGAACUUAACGAGAUGAAAGAUGAAGUUAUAAGCAUUAAAGGGUCAGUUACAAGUUCUAUUCAUAAAUGCACCACUCUUCACAAUGACUUGUCACAAUUCCAUGAACUUGUUCAGAAAAUUGGAGAUAAUAAGGAGCUCUGUCUUAUAGCCAGCAUAAAAUGUAAGCAUAUAAUACAGCAGGCAUUGACUCUGCUAGGAAAGUCAGGCAAGGCGUUUAACGUCCAGCGGAAGUCUGUGCACAAUGUGAGAAUACCAAGUGAUUCAUAUGAAUGGAGUAUUGCAGGCAUAUGUGUUCUGACUGAUGGGCAGGUGCUGGUUGCAGACUAUUAUAAUAAGAGAGUCAAGCUGCUGAACCAGCAGUACCAGGUGGUGAGUCACUGGGAUGUGAAUGCUCAGCCAGUUGACAUUUGUUUGAUCACACCCAGUGAGGUUGCAGUGGCUGUGAAUGACCAUGAUAGCAAGAUACAUGAGGUCCAGUUUAUCACUGUCAACCAGGGAAAGCUUGUCUCCGGCAGGAAGUUUCAGUUACAACAUGAAUGUACAUGUAUUACCCAUCACCAAGGAGACUUUUUUGUCACCUCUGGUAAAGAAUUGUACAAAUACACGCUGAAUGGCAAACAGCUCUGCAGACUCUACCAAGAUAGAUCAGCUGAUUGGACAGCUCCAUACACAACAAGCUUCUCACCCUGGCCAGGGAUGGCACACUCCUGGCUACAUGCUCAGACCCAGCACUAG
This is a messenger RNA of Dreissena polymorpha, 2023 nucleotides long. RefSeq lists its product as uncharacterized. Lineage: Eukaryota; Metazoa; Mollusca; Bivalvia; Myida; Dreissenidae. The record is from RefSeq and is a predicted model, not a curated record. Gene Ontology annotation, molecular function: protein binding; zinc ion binding. The transcript has 5 exons. Bases 626 to 2023 code for a protein of 465 amino acids.